CGAAAAGACGCGAAUACCCUCGAAGAAAAAUCUUAUCCCCACGCUAUUCCCCUGCCCGCUCCGCUUGUCAUCUAUCUCCUUCUUCGAUUCGCGCUAGGGUUUCGCUGCUGCUUAUCGUCGAUUGAGCUGUGCUAGAAGGGGAAAGAUGAUCGAGGUUGUGCUGAACGACCGGCUGGGGAAGAAGGUGAGGGUGAAGUGCAACGAUGACGAGACGAUCGGAGACCUGAAGAAGCUCGUGGCAGCUCAGACCGGAACCAGGGCUGAGAAGAUCAGGAUCCAGAAGUGGUACACCAUCUACAAGGACCACAUCACCCUCAAGGACUACGAGAUCCACGACGGCAUGGGCCUUGAGCUCUACUACAACUAAGCUCAGGUUAAUGGAUUAAUAAGGUAGCAUCGGACAAGGAUGGCACCCUUGCAGAACCAUGGAUAUUGUAAUUUUGGUAGGUCGUUCUCAUCGUGAUGAUGCUGCCAUAUAUAACCAAAAGAUGAACUAUUACUGACUGUAGCUAUACCAUUACCGCUUAAAUGUAACGGAAGUCGGCGCCUACAUUAAAUACUAUAGGCCUUCUUGCCUAUAGUUACAUGGUUACAUUUAGUAUAGAAACAGAGGAUCUCAGUUAAUCUUGUUGGUCUCAGCAAACGACAGUUUCGGUAGAAACCACUUCUCCAUUCUCAUCACUAGUCGAGGAUGUACUGUAGAAAAGCGAUUAAACAUUAUUAGAAAGCGUGCGUUUUUUUUGUGAGGAA
This is a messenger RNA of Punica granatum (pomegranate), 750 nucleotides long. The record is from RefSeq and is a predicted model, not a curated record. NCBI's taxonomy places the organism in Eukaryota, Viridiplantae, Streptophyta, Magnoliopsida, Myrtales, Lythraceae.